AUAAUAGCUCUGCUACUGGAAACCGACGAUGCUUAAUAAAAUAUUCAAGAAUUAUAAUAGCUCGAUUUUUUAACGCAUCGACAAUGUUCCACGGAAGAAUAUUUGCACAAAAAAAUUAAGGUUGUAAUAGUGAUGAAGUACAAAUUAUGAUCUCGAAAAUAGUUAGAGUUCUGUGGGCUGGUCGUAUGAAAUAUGGUGAUGGACUUCAACUACAGGCACAAUUAGUCCAACAACAUUAUGACAAUAAUUUAGACCAGAACAUGCGCAAUACUUUAGUUCUAAUAGAACAUGACCCUGUUUAUACGAUAGGGAUUCGCAACAGAGGUUAUAACGAAGAGUAUGAGAAAAGACUAAAAGCUGUCGGAUCUGAGUUUUACAGGACAAAUAGAGGAGGAUUGGUAACGUUCCAUGGCCAUGGGCAGUUAGUGGCAUACCCUAUAAUUAACUUGAAACAAUUUCAACCUAGUGUUAGAUGGUAUGUAAGUGAAAUCGAGAAAAUGAUAAUUAGGUUAUGCGCAGAAUUCGGAAUUAGGGGUGAAACGUCCCCAGACACCGGAGUUUGGGUAAAUGAUAAGAAAAUUUGUGCAAUUGGUAUUCAUGGUAGUCGAUACAUCACAACUCAUGGAUUAGCUUUGAAUUGUAAUACGGAUCUGAAAUGGUUUGAUCACAUAGUGCCAUGUGGUAUCGAAGGCAAGGGUGUUACUAGUGUCAGUCAAGAGCUUAGAAUGGAUGUCUCGAUUCACGAUGUUAUUCCUGUAUUCUGUAAUGCGUUUAAGGAUCAGUUUGAAUGUUCCUUAAUUGAAUAUCCAUCGGAAGAAGUAUCUGCUCUCCUCAGGAGUUCACAUAAAAAUAUAUCUUUGAUUGAUUGAUAUAGAUUUGAUUUUAUGUACAAACUAGUAAGGCUACAUUUUUAUUUAUGUGAGAGGCUGUGCCUUUUUUGUAGUUUAAUAUACGACGUUACAGAAUCAUUAAUUAUUGACCGUAUUGUGUUCGAGUAUGUGAGUAAGUGUACGAUGUACGAUUUAAUUUUAUGUACAAGCUAAUGAGGCUACAGUUUUAUUUUCCUUGUACUUAAUUUUACUCUGCAACAAUAAAUACACUUGUAACGAAACGA
Messenger RNA from Orussus abietinus, 1114 nucleotides. RefSeq names its product putative lipoyltransferase 2, mitochondrial (gene Lipt2). The transcript has 2 exons. Lineage: Eukaryota; Metazoa; Arthropoda; Insecta; Hymenoptera; Orussidae. Gene Ontology annotation, biological process: protein lipoylation. Bases 147 to 869 code for a protein of 240 amino acids. The record is from RefSeq and is a predicted model, not a curated record. Gene Ontology annotation, molecular function: lipoyl(octanoyl) transferase activity. Gene Ontology annotation, cellular component: mitochondrion.